ACUUUCUUUGUUCUCUGGCUAUCUGUGGCAGAGGAAAAGUAUCUCUUAUUUCGGUGUAUAUAGCUGAAAAUGGCAUAGUACAUGGCUUGACUGACUGUUUUAAUGGGUAGCCCUUCCCCUUGGCGAGUACUCUGGAGGAGUUGCAUAGUUUUUCGCCUGGGAGCUGGCCUGGAAGCCGACUGGAAGUGACCAGGUUUUCCAUUCAGCGCUGCACAGCCGCUUAAAAGCGUCGACAUUCAGCCAUAAGGGCUCAAACGCAGUCCAGUUGGAGGCCAGAACGGAUCGCCGCCGGUUCCCAGACGAAACUAAUCCCCGCAAGACCUAAAAAAAAAAAAGAUAUAUCUUAGCCAGAUAGGAAGAAAGUGAAAAUGUCGCUGAUACCGUUCAUAUUAGAUUUGGCCGAGGAGCUGCACGAUUUCAAUCGCAGCCUGGCAAUGGAUAUAGAUGAUUCGGCCGGAUUUGGGUUGUAUCCGCUGGAGGCCACCUCACAGUUGCCACAACUGAGUCGUGGGUUGGGGCGUGGGAAUGCGAUGAUGUGGGUGCCCAUCAAGGGUCAGUCGGCGGCAUCGCAGCAUCGUCAUCAUCCGUACAAUCGUGUGGCCGGAGCCAAGACCGCUUGUUGCAAUAAGUCGCUGGUGGAGCUGGAAAAGGAACUGGGCGAUAAGGGCACGUCCGGGGCAAGUGGCAGCGCCAGUGGCCAACCGGCGGCCAGUAAAUCCGCCUACUCCGUGGUGAAUAGGAACGGCUUCCAGGUGAGCAUGAAUGUGAAGCAGUUCGCCGCCAACGAACUAACCGUCAAGACCAUCGAUAACUGCAUCGUGGUCGAGGGUCAGCACGACGAGAAGGAGGAUGGCCACGGGGUGAUCUCGCGCCACUUCAUCCGCAAGUACAUCCUGCCCAAGGGCUAUGAUCCCAACGAGGUGCAUUCGACCAUCUCCUCGGACGGGAUUCUGACGGUGAAGGCGCCGCCACCACUUCCAGUCGUCAAAGGCAGCCUGGAACGACAGGAGCGCAUCGUGGACAUCCAGCAGAUAUCGCAGCAGCAGAAGGAUAAGGAUGCGCAGCCGCCAAAGCCGGCAGAGGUAGAACAGCAGGCGGCAGCUAGUGCCACCACUUCCACUUCAAAUCCGACUGCACCCACACCCACUCCUUCGCUCUCGCUCACUCUCGCCGAGAGCAACGGCAAUGGUCAGGAAGAGACAGAGAUGGAAGUGCCGGCUGUUUCGCCCUCCAUUUCCAAUGAGGCUGCUGCUGCUGUUGCAGUGGAAGCCCCUUCCACAGAAGGAACCACUUCCAGUGCCAACAAUGGCGUUGCAGAACCAGAACCAGAGUCCAUGGAAGUGGCGGUGGCCAAAAACCAAGAGACUGCCAAUGUGGAUGAACCCACACCCAAUCCCGUUAUAAGCAUCGAAAAUGAGCAAAAGGCAGAGGAUGCAAAUGCCAACGAAGUGCCCGUUGCCUCGAAUAACGGGAAUGGAACAGUCGCAGCACCCGAGGAUGUGGAAAUGCCGCUGGCCAAGAAACCGGAAAUCUCCGCGGAAGACAGCAAAGAGGAGCAGGCGGAGGUGGAUAAAGUAGAGAAAGUGGAGGAGAAGGGCGGCGAGGAACUGGCAGCCGUGGAUGCGGCCAUUCUACUGGCCAAAAACCAAGGCGAAAACGGAGCCGCUGCAGCCAAAACCGAGGAACUGGCCAAGUGAAGACUGAACUAAAAAAAAGAACAUAAAUAGUAAUUAAGAACAAAUAAUAAUCUGCACGGGUAGGCGUGCGUUUUAUUCCAUA
Molecule: messenger RNA, 1779 nt
Organism: Drosophila sechellia
Lineage: Eukaryota; Metazoa; Arthropoda; Insecta; Diptera; Drosophilidae
Gene: Hsp67Ba
Product: Heat shock gene 67Ba
Exons: 1
Coding region: 369-1697 (442 amino acids)
Biological process (GO): protein refolding; response to heat
Cellular component (GO): cytoplasm; nucleus
Source: RefSeq, a predicted model, not a curated record